AUGAAGUUUCUAUCCGCCCUGGCGUGCGUCCCCUUGGUUUGCGCAGUUCCGGCACCCCUGGAAAAGCGCGCAAACCCUACGGUCAUCGCACCGCUCCCCAAAGCCACAGUUGCUGGUGUCGAGGCACUUAGCGUAGAGUCCUUCAAGGGAAUACCUUAUGCAAAACCACCUGUUGGCCAACUACGACUCAAGCCACCCCAGCCAUUGACGGCAGAUCUUGGAAAUGUUGAUGGAACUGGCGUACCUAGAGCAUGCCCUCAGUUCCUCCUUGGCGUAGACAACCAAAACAUCCCCGCCGAUAUUCUAGGAACGGUACUCAAUCUGCCGCUGUUUCAAAAGAUUACAAAUGCUGGGGAGGACUGCUUGACCAUCAACGUGCAGCGACCAGCCGGGACCAAGGCUGACGCGAAACUGCCGGUACUUUUCUGGAUCUUUGGCGGCGGCUUCGAACUGGGCUCGACUCAAAUGUACGAUGGAACCAGUCUCGUUCGCGAAUCUGUCGACCAGGGCAAGCCCAUUAUCUUUGUUGCUGUCAACUACCGCGUCGGAGGAUUCGGGUUCCUGCCCGGAAAAGAAGUUCUCCAGGACGGCUCUGCCAACCUUGGACUGCUCGAUCAACGUCUCGGUCUGCAAUGGGUCCAGGAUAACAUUGGAGCAUUUGGUGGCGACCCAGACAAAGUCACUAUCUGGGGGGAGAGUGCUGGCUCCAUCUCGGUACUCGACCAAAUGAUGUUGUAUGACGGAAACAUCAACUACAAAGGAAAGCCUCUUUUCAGGGCUGGAAUCAUGAAUUCUGGUUCCAUUGUUCCUACCGACCCUGUAGACUGCCCCAAAGGCCAAGCUGUCUACGACCAAGUUGUUCAGGCAGCGGGGUGUGCAGGCUCAAGCGACACUCUAGCGUGUCUCCGCACAGUCCCAUACACCACGUUACUCAAUGCCGCCAACUCGGUCCCUGGUCUUUUGUCUUACUCUACACUCAAUCUGUCCUACCUUCCCCGCCCGGAUGGAAAGGCCCUUACCGCUUCCCCCGAUGUUCUAGCUAAGGCUGGAAAGUAUGCCAAGGUACCAAUGAUUAUCGGCAACCAAGAAGAUGAAGGCACGCUAUUCAGUCUCUUCACCAUGAACAUCACGACGACUAGCCAGAUAACAACCUAUCUUUCCAGUAUCUUCUUCAACAACGCUACUCCGCAACAGGUCCAAGACAUAGUUAGCAGCUACCAGAACACCAUCGAAGACGGAUCGCCCUUCCGCACCGGCUUGCUCAACAACCUGAGCCCUCAGUUCAAGCGCAUCGCCGCCAUUCUCGGUGAUCUAACCUUUAUCCUGACGCGACGCCUCUUCCUCGAAACCGCAACCCAGGUGAACCCGGGCGUGCCAGCAUGGUCGUACCUGGCUUCCUACGACUACGGAACUCCGAUACUUGGUACUUUCCACGCUUCCGACCUGUUGCAAGUCUUUUUCGGUAUUCUGCCUAAUAACGCACGCACGACAAUCACAGGUUACUACUACUCCUUCGUCUACAACCUCGACCCCAAUGUCGGCAACGACUUGAUGGACUGGCCGCAGUGGAGCCAGAGCAAGAAGCUGAUCAACUUCAAUGCAAACAGCAAUGGUUAUCUCGACGAUAACUUCAGGAGUGACUCGUAUGACGUCAUCAAGAAGACUGUCGAUAGCCUGAAGGUCUGA
This is a messenger RNA of Exserohilum turcica Et28A, 1686 nucleotides long. RefSeq lists its product as uncharacterized. NCBI's taxonomy places the organism in Eukaryota, Fungi, Ascomycota, Dothideomycetes, Pleosporales, Pleosporaceae. The coding region runs from base 1 to 1686 and encodes 561 amino acids. The record is from RefSeq and is a predicted model, not a curated record. The transcript is spliced from 2 exons.